Achroia grisella is the source of this 3474-nucleotide messenger RNA. It is a transcript of the gene Sec23, whose product is annotated as protein transport protein Sec23A. The record is from RefSeq and is a predicted model, not a curated record. Gene Ontology annotation, biological process: COPII-coated vesicle cargo loading; intracellular protein transport; COPII-coated vesicle budding. Gene Ontology annotation, molecular function: zinc ion binding; GTPase activator activity. Gene Ontology annotation, cellular component: COPII vesicle coat; endoplasmic reticulum exit site. The transcript has 14 exons. Bases 168 to 2489 code for a protein of 773 amino acids. NCBI's taxonomy places the organism in Eukaryota, Metazoa, Arthropoda, Insecta, Lepidoptera, Pyralidae.
UUUGAACUUUUGAUUUGACAAUUGCCAAAUCAGCCAGGUACUUUCGACUCCUGGAUUUUUUUAAUUACCUAGAAAUAUAAAAUAUUCUGAAUGAACACCUAAUUAGAGCGCGAUACUUUGCAUAACUGGCCUAUUUAUAGUACCCGAAUGUACUCUUGACCAGCAAUAUGUCGACAUAUGAAGAAUUUAUACAGAACAAUGAGGAUAGGGACGGCAUUCGGUUCACAUGGAAUGUGUGGCCGUCCAGCAGAAUCGAGGCAACUAGACUUGUUGUACCUUUAGCAUGUCUUUACCAGCCGUUAAAGGAGCGCCCAGACUUACCACCUAUUCAGUAUGAACCUGUGCUGUGUACCCGUAAUACAUGCCGGGCCAUCUUAAACCCUAUGUGUCAGGUUGAUUACAGAGCCAAAUUAUGGGUAUGCAACUUCUGCUUUCAAAGAAACCCUUUUCCCCCACAAUAUGCUGCUAUAUCAGAACAGCAUCAACCAGCUGAACUAAUACCUAAUUUCUCCACCAUUGAAUAUACAAUUACUCGAGCUCAAACUAUGCCACCAAUCUUCUUACUGGUGGUUGACACAUGUCUUGAUGAGGAGGAGCUGAGUGCAUUAAAGGAUUCUCUACAGACAUCAUUGAGUCUUAUGCCACAGAAUGCUCUAGUUGGCUUAAUUACAUUUGGCCGAAUGGUGCAGAUUCAUGAACUAGGUACUGAAGGCAUAUCUAAAUGUUAUGUCUUUAAAGGAACAAAAGACUUGACUGCCAAACAGAUACAAGAACAAUUAGCUAUUGGUCGUGUUAACAUACCAAAUCCACAGCAGCAGCGUCCUGGAGCUCCACCAGCCCAGCCACCUGCUCACCGUUUCCUGCAGCCAGUCAAACAAUGUGACAUGGCUCUUACAGACUUGCUUGGCGAACUUGGUCGUGACCCAUGGCCCCUUGGUGUAGGGAAACGGCCCUUACGAAGCAGCGGAGUGGCAUUAUCACUUGCUGUUGGUUUAUUAGAAGUGACUUACCCAAAUACAGGUGGAAGGAUUAUGCUGUUCCUAGGUGGGCCUUGCUCUCAAGGCCCAGGUCAGGUUGUGAAUGAUGAGUUGAAACAGCCGAUUCGUUCUCAUCAUGAUAUUCAUAAAGACAAUGCAAAAUACAUGAAGAAGGCAAUUAAGCAUUAUGAGGCACUGUCAUUGAGGUCGGCCACAAAUGGCCACUCUAUUGAUAUCUACUCUUGUGCUCUGGAUCAAACUGGUCUGAUGGAGAUGAAACAAUGUUGUAAUUCAACAGGUGGUCACAUGGUCAUGGGUGAUUCAUUCAACUCAUCACUAUUCAAGCAAACAUUCCAGAGAGUAUUUGCCAAAGAUCAGAAAUCUGAGUACAAGAUGGCAUUUAAUGGAACUCUAGAAGUUAAAUGUAGCCGAGAAUUGAAAAUUUCUGGUGCGAUUGGUUCCUGUGUAUCUCUAAAUGUGAAAGGCCCAUGUGUCUCGGACCAGGAAGUUGGCAUGGGUAACACAUGCCAAUGGAAGAUGUGCACAUUUACACCAAGCACCACUAUGGGCAUAUUCUUUGAGGUGGUGAAUCAGCAUGCAGCGGUGCCCCAAGGUGGACGCGGCUGCGUGCAACUCAUCACGCAGUACCAACACUCCAGCGGACAGCGUCGCGUUCGAGUCACCACUAUUGCACGCAAUUGGGGAGAUGCUGCAGUGAACUUGCCCCACAUCGCGGCUGGUUUCGACCAAGAAGCGGCAGCUGUAGUUAUGGCACGUCUGGUGGUCUACCGUGCUGAGUUAGAAGAUGGACCCGAUGUAUUGCGCUGGCUUGAUAGGAUGCUAAUUAGACUGUGUCAGAAAUUUGGCGAGUACGGCAAGGAUGACGCGAACAGCUUCCGUUUAUCAGAGAACUUUAGUUUGUACCCGCAGUUCAUGUAUCAUCUACGUCGCUCACAGUUCUUACAAGUGUUCAACAACUCACCAGAUGAGACCACUUUCUACAGACAUAUGCUGAUGCGUGAGGACCUGACUCAGUCGCUGAUCAUGAUUCAGCCGAUCCUGUACUCAUACAGUUUCGAGGGUCCACCGGAGCCGGUGCUGCUUGACACCUCUUCCAUACAACCAGAUCGCAUUCUCCUUAUGGACACAUUCUUCCAAAUACUGAUCUACCAUGGAGAGACAAUAGCACAAUGGCGUGCUCUCCGUUACCAAGAUAUGCCGGAAUAUGAGAGCUUUGCGCAAUUACUACGGGCGCCAAUAGACGACGCACAAGAGAUUCUGCAGAGCCGGUUCCCAGUACCGAGAUACAUCGACACAGAACAUGGAGGCUCUCAGGCCCGAUUUCUACUGUCAAAAGUGAAUCCGUCCCAGACGCACAACAACAUGUACGCGUAUGGUGGGGCGAUGCCGAUACCAUCAGCGGACGGUGGAGCUCCUGUACUAACAGACGAUGUAUCGUUGCAAGUCUUUAUGGAACAUCUGAAAAAGUUGGCAGUUUCCUCAAAUGCCUAAUUAUAAUAUUCAAACAAACGUGUCAGCAGAACUGAUGUUUGCCCAGGAAAUAGGAAACUCAACGGGAAUGGUUUGCAACUUCCAACUUAUGUGUUAGAUGAGACGUGUAGCGUAACUAAAUGCAGUUUGUAUUAUGAAAACAUAGUUAAUUACAAUAAAUUUGACUUUGGGAAUGUAUAUUGCAUUUUCACCACUUCACUUGUAAUGUAUAUCAGUUAUGUAAAUACUAUGAUUCAUCAAGUUUAGUGUAAUUGUUAAAGUUGGGCUUAAAAGGAUCUGUAUCCAGAGCCGUAAAACAUGAAAAAAGAAGUAAAACGACCUGUUAUGGUCGUAUGAAUUCAAAUUUAUUGACUUAACAUUAUUCUCAAAUGCAAUCUUAAUUUAGUUAAGGUGGAUUUAGAUUUAAGAGACAUACCUCGUUCUUUCCUACAACUCUUAUAAAUUGCAGCAUUGAGUAAUAAAAGAUUGUAGUAAUGUAUAUUAUAAACAGUAAUAAAAUUGUUUAGUAUCUUUUCGAUGUGCAUGAUCAUCUGUUGUAUAUGUCACUUGGUGCUAAAAAAAGUUUGAAGUUGUUUUCCAAUAUCUAUACUUUUAUUGUUAACUCACUUGAUUCUGUUCUGUGUUAUUCUGUGCUCUUGCUUCUUUAAAUCUAAUUCCAUCUUUACAACGCAGUUUGUUAUUUAUCCACUAUAAGGCGAGCGCGGAUAUUACCGAAGAGUGAUAUCGAUUUUUUUUAAGAUUUAGAAUUUCGAGUUCCAUAUCUUUGAAUUAAAUUCUUUUUUUUGCAAUAACUUGUAAAAUAUUUUAUAGUAAUAUAUUAUAUUGGAUGAAAGAUGUUAAUGGUAUUAAAUUAUAUUUCUGUGAAUGAAAGGCAGAUAUUAGAACUGCAGACAUAUUUCCAUAGUUUUUUUUUUAUUUAAGUUUAAAUAUAUUUUCUACAAAUAUGAAUGUAAAUUAAUUAACGGCAUUAAAUGUAUAUGAAUUA